Molecule: messenger RNA, 2328 nt
Organism: Rodentolepis nana
Lineage: Eukaryota; Metazoa; Platyhelminthes; Cestoda; Cyclophyllidea; Hymenolepididae
Source: the annotation of a GenBank genome assembly
AUGAAGUCAAACUUCUUAUUAAAUUCUAAAAGCAGCAAAGGCCUUCUUACUAUUGUCAUCCUAGCAUCGGCAUGGGCAGUAGGUUUCUUCUCCCGACUCUUUUCUGUCAUCCGGUUUGAGAGCAUUAUCCAUGAGUUUGACCCGUGGUUUAACUAUCGGGCCACCAAACGAAUGGUCGAUUACAGUUUCUACGACUUCCUUAACUGGUUUGAUGUGACUGCAUGGUAUCCACUUGGCCGGAUUGUCGGUGGAACCGUUUAUCCAGGUUUAAUGAUUACUUCUGGUUCAAUUCAUUACAUUCUACGAUUGCUCAAUAUUCCAAUACACAUUCGUGAAGUUUGUGUUUUCUUGGCACCAAUGUUUAGCGGUUUGACUGCCAUCAUGGGCUACCUCUUGACCAAGGAACUCUGGAACGAUCGUGCUGGACUAUUUGCAGCCUGUUUUUUGGCGAUAGUUCCCGGAUAUAUCAGUCGGUCAGUUGCUGGUAGCUAUGACAACGAGGGAAUUGCUAUCUUUGCUCUUCUCCUAACCUAUUUCCUCUGGUUACGCUCUGUUCGUACAGGGCAUCUCUUGUGGUCAGUGCUAUGCGCACUGGCCUAUCUCUACAUGGUCUCGGCUUGGGGUGGCUAUGUCUUCAUCAUCAACCUUAUACCCCUGCAUGCUUUUGUGCUCUGUAUCACUGGUCGCUACUCCUCACGUCUUUAUGUUGCCUACACGAGUUUCUACAUCCUCGGGCUCAUUCUCUCCAUGCAAGUACCUUUUGUUGGAUUUCAGCCUGUUCGAACGAGUGAGCAUAUGGCUGCAGCUGGUGUCUUUGUACUUUUGCAGGCAGCGGCUUUCUUUCAAUACCUUCAAACCUUGGCACCCUCUAGCAAACUUCGUCCUCUUUUCACAAUGGGCAUCGUCGCUAUAGCUGGUCUGGUCUUCCUUGUUGUCUGUGUUUUAACAGUAGCCGGUGUCAUUGCUCCCUGGAGUGGUCGAUUCUACUCUCUCUGGGAUACUGGCUACGCUCGAGUUCACAUUCCAAUUAUUAGCUCCGUGUCAGAACAUCAGCCAACCACGUGGACUUCCUUUUUCUUUGACCUUCAUAUCCUUGUCGCCGUCUUUCCCGCGGGUGUGUGGUUCUGUUUCUCCGAAUUGAACGAUCUUCGCGUCUUCGCUAUCCUCUACGCCAUUUUCGCCUCCUACUUUGCGGGCGUUAUGGUACGUCUUAUUCUCACUCUGGCCCCCAUUGUCUGUGUUUUGGCCGCCAUUGCCUUCUCCCGCCUCUAUGAUGUUUACCUACGUGGGGACGCUUUAACCGCAGAGGGGAGUGAAGAGGAGGAGGCUAAGAAAAAGCCCUCAACUUCGCGUGAGAAGCAACUUUAUGACAAACCCCCUAGAUCAUCUGAAUCCGGGAAACAGAAGGGAAGAUCGCACUCCAACUCUGAAGGCAGCGGCAGUGAUGACUUUUUAGGAAUAAGCGUUCGCAAGGUCGUUGUCAUGGUAGCGACCUUUGUGCUCUUCCUCUUUAUGUUCCAUUGCACGUGGGUCACAUCCAAUGCUUAUUCAAGCCCCUCGGUUGUGCUUGCGUACUAUGGACCUCGUGGAGAACGUAUACUGCUGGAUGAUUUCCGUGAGGCUUAUUAUUGGCUGUGGCAGAAUACACCAGAAGAUGCCAAAGUGAUGUCAUGGUGGGACUAUGGUUAUCAGAUUGCUGGAAUGGCCAAUAGAACAACCCUAGUUGACAAUAACACCUGGAAUAAUAGUCAUAUCGCCUUGGUUGGUAAAGCCAUGUCCUCAAACGAAACUGUCGCUUUUAGAUUGAUGCAGUCGCUGGAUGUGGAUUACGUUCUAAUUAUCUUUGGUGGAAUGAGUGGCUACUCUGGAGAUGAUAUUAAUAAAUUCCUGUGGAUGGUAAGGAUUGCGCAAGGAGAGCAUCCAAAAGACAUUCAUGAGCAGGAUUAUUACACAGCCCAAGGUGACUACAGAAUAGAUCAUACAGCGCCUCCAGCAAUGGUGAACUCUCUGAUGUACAAAAUGAGCUAUUACCGAUUUGCAGAGAUGACAAUCGACCCGCGAAUGCCAGCAGGCUUUGAUAGGGCUCGAAACUCUGAAAUUGGAGUGAAAAAUAUUAAAUUAACUCACUUGGAAGAGGCCUUUACUUCCGAGCAUUGGAUUGUACGUGUUUACAAAGUAAAGAAGCCGGUGAAUCGUUUGGCAGUUGAGGGCACUGGAAGUGGCAAAAGGCGUCGGGCUUCGAGGAAAACGAGUUAUGAUAGACGCGGCUUGGUGGGAUCGAGGUCGAAAAUUGUAAAGGGUGCUAGACCAUCUACUUCCACAGUCUAG